UGUGCGUGAGAUAGGAAUCAGAGAGAGAGUGGCCGGUGGAUGGCGCGAGCGACAACAAGAUUUGGUUAUUUGGGAGCCGAAGUCGCCGAAAACGUCGCACUGCCUCCCGUCCGGAGCCAUCAUGCAAAUCCUAAUUCCCCUCCCCCUAUCUCCAACUCGCCUCUUUUCCAACUCCUGAUUUCCUCCUCUCCUUCUGCCGGACAAGGCAGCGGCAACAGAGGGAGGGUGUCAAGGAGAGGAGAGGAGAGCGAAACAGCAACACAGAAAGAGACCCCCUCUCUCUCCUUUCAGCUCCACCUGUUAUCCACCCCUUAUUCCAGGYUUAAUACGGAACAAAGUUGGGGAUUAUUCACUCUCUGGAAAUGGUUCAAGAAGCUAGAUGAUUCAAUUUCAAGUGAGCGAUGAGUUGUUGACAUUGUUAUAAGACACCUCAAGCCUGCAUCUGAUUCCAUAACUUCAACCAUGGAAUCUGGACAUGGGAAUACCGAGGAUACUGUUCGUGAAGUUAGAAUUCAACGUUCAUCAUCAUUGUCGUCAUCAUCAUCAGACUCGUCAUUGGAUGAACAAUUUGAAGUGGACAGAAACUUAAUUGGCGAAUCCAACCCAGUCAAUGAUGAGGUUGCUCAGUUUGCUUUUAAAGAUGCUGAGAGGAAUGCCUCUAGUAUUUCGUCUCCCAAAUUUGGAGAGUCUGAGAAAGGGAUGCCAGGAUUCACAUAUCGACCGCAAUUGUCCAGUACUACUCUUGAUUUGGGCUUAGACAAUGGUUUAUCAAAACAAUCCCCUCCAGUCCAAACGAUGGACCGGUAUGAUGUGCCCGAUCCAUAUAGGAUCCCAGCUUCUGUGUUUGAAAGAAGUAAGUCCACAACACCAUUGGAAUGGAGUGUGGCUUCCAAUGAGUCAUUAUUCAGCAUCCAUGUUGGUAAUAAUAGCUUCUCCAGAGACCAUGUUUAUCUGUUUGGUAGAUCUGGAGAGCUGACUUUAUCUGGUGAAUUGACAAAGUCCGGAGAGUUGAAGAUGCUCCAAAGUAGCUCGCCCCCUGCUAAUAUACCAUCACUCUCUCCUCACAAAGAUACAGAUCUGGGGGAUAGCCUAGGUGUAGCUGAAGCAGCCGCUGAAACCAUGAAGGAGGUUUUAAGGACAACUGCAGAAGACAAAGAAAAGAAUCCUCCUGUUGAUGUUGUCCGCCAGUCAUCUAGCACAUCUCGUCGUUCUGAUGCUAGUGCGACCAGCAUUCAAUCUUUUGCUUUUCCGAUAUUGACAGGGGAAGGUGGAGGUAGAAGUGGCUCAGUGAAGGCGGAUCCUGAACAAAAUCAACAACCACAGUCACAGACCCCAGGAGCAACCCCGGAUGCAGCUCAAAAUAAGUGGUUCCCUUGUUUCUCCUGUUGCCCAUUUUGUUGUUGAUCAGAGAGUGGGAUCUUCCAGAUUUUCUCAUUUUAUCCUAUGACAAACAUACGAAAGGAUAUAAGUAUAUUGUCUAACUUGCCCUUUAGGUGUUUGUAAAUGGGGUCUUUAUAUGAAAGUUAAAUACUUGGUUUUGAUUCUUUUGAA
This is a messenger RNA of Nelumbo nucifera (sacred lotus), 1551 nucleotides long. RefSeq lists its product as uncharacterized. The record is from RefSeq and is a predicted model, not a curated record. Lineage: Eukaryota; Viridiplantae; Streptophyta; Magnoliopsida; Proteales; Nelumbonaceae.